AUGAAGUUCUACAAAACACUCAUCUCCAUAGCAAUGUCAUCACCCCCCACCAACAUACAAUCCGCAGCAAUUCGCACCCUCUCCACGUACCUUUUAAAAUACUCCUCAAAACUAAACGGCAUUCUCCUCUCAUACACCCUGUUAGGUACCACCGAAGAGUACACCAUGGUGUACGACAGUGCUGAGGUGGUAGGUACCUUUCUGGUUGAGUGUGUUGUUAUGGAGGUGUGCGGUGAUGUGGUUGAGGUUGUUGAUGGGUACGCGGUUGGAGUGUUUUAUGUGGGAGAUUGCACACAUUUUCAUGUGAAGGGGGUUGUACAGGGAAAGGGGAAUGCUGAGUUGGUAGGUGAUAAGCUUAACUAG
Molecule: messenger RNA, 363 nt
Organism: Vavraia culicis subsp. floridensis
Lineage: Eukaryota; Fungi; Microsporidia; Pleistophoridae
Exons: 1
Coding region: 1-363 (120 amino acids)
Source: RefSeq, a predicted model, not a curated record